Messenger RNA from Diospyros lotus (date-plum), 2361 nucleotides. RefSeq lists its product as uncharacterized. Gene Ontology annotation, cellular component: plasma membrane. The coding region runs from base 1425 to 2108 and encodes 227 amino acids. The record is from RefSeq and is a predicted model, not a curated record. Lineage: Eukaryota; Viridiplantae; Streptophyta; Magnoliopsida; Ericales; Ebenaceae. The transcript has 3 exons.
CAAGUUAACGUCAUCUUCCAAAAUCUGCCAAAGAAGAUAUUGACCUUCUUGCCCGGAUCUUCUUUCACCUCGGGUCCGGCCACGACGCAGCCUUUACCUUAUUCCCUGAGGACGACCGCCGCCACACCAGCACGAGAAGGAAGCCGAUCAGCACCGCCACAGCCGUCGUCAGCCCAGAUCUGGUUGCAUGAAAAAGACUGAGGUUGCUGGUUGCAAUUGUUGCAAUUGUUGUUGCUGGUUGAGCAGCUUUCCUAUUUUAUUUACUUCCAAUCUCUUCUUCUUCUGGUGCUUUUUUUGUCUUUGUAAAUUUGGUCAUUUGUGAACUCUAGAAAUAUCAACUUACAACUAAUUUCAGCUAUAAGAAACAACUUUUGCCCAACUGUGAGUGGUUCACUGUGAAUAACUUCUUUUAUGUUUGAAUUAUCACUUCUUGUUCAAGUGUUGAUUCACCAAAGCAUGAAGGUGCUUUCUGGGAUUCUUAACAGAAUCAGGUAUCAGAAAGGGCAGCUAUGAUCUUUGAUCUGGAUUAUUCUGGUUGAGGCUGGAUCUGAAAGCUAUAUCAGCCAACAAAGAUAUGGCCAAGAAUUCAAAUGACUAUAAUGGAUUUCAACACAAGAUUAUGAUUUAAAAGAGAUGCCAUUAAAAAAGAAAUAACUCAAAAAUACAAACUCAAGAGACUUCUUGCUAAUGUACACAUUUUCAGGCUACAAGAAGUUUAAAUCUAAUAAUUCUUGAUGAUGCACAAGCUAUAUAGUACUAUUAAAACCCAGUUCUCUUUCUUCCAUUUCUUCAUUUCCAUCUCUCGUGUUCAAGACUAACUACGGCAUUUUCUCAAACACCUGGUGUCCAUUACUUCCCCAAACAAGCAGCUUCAAGUGAGAAAGGAAAAUUCGUUGAUGUGACUCUGCGAGGAAGGAAUUUCUGUGAGAUCACUGAGAUGAUGGAGGAUGACCAUUCGAACGCCGCCGAGACGUCCUCGUUGCGGGCUCUGGCCCCGGGUUCCCGAUCAGAUCUGGGCUGACGACGGCGAUGGCGAUGCUAAUCGGCUUUCUUCUGGUGCCGGUGUGGCGGCGGUCGUCCUCCGGGAAGAAGGUAAAGGCGGUGCCGUGGCCGGCGCCGGUGACUGUGAAGCCGGACCCCGAGGUGGAAGAAGAUCUGGGCAAGAAGAAGGUCAAUAUCUUCUUUGCCAGUUUUGGAAGACGACGUUAACUUGGCUGCCGUUAACUUAAAGAAGCAGCAUUUUGAUGAUGUUUAAUUAUCUGGUGACGUGGCCAUUUCUGAUUGAAGGGACAGCCAAAGAGGCAGCAUUUUGAGACAGCAAAUCUGGGCUCGCAGCAUCACUGUGAACUUGGAUGGGAUGGGAUAUAACUAUAUAAUAACAUGCGACAGAAGGAAACUUUGGCUUAUUAACCACAACAAACGAUAUGGCCACAACCGACGAAGAGCAUCAGCCCGUGGUUUUCUACGCUGCUAUCCCCCAAAACUCCCCCGACCACGACCACCAAGACUACGUCGUUUUACCCCUAUACCCCCACCGCCGGCGCCCCGGGCUUCCUCCCGACCGCCGCCACUGCCUCCGCCGCUCCAUUUUCUUCUCCGCCGCCGCCCUCCUCCUGGCUGCCGCAAUCUUCCUACUCUACCCCUCCGAUCCCAAGCUCACCGUCGUCCGCCUCCGCCUCAACCGUGUCCAGCUCCGUACUUCGCCGCACCUCUCUCUCGACCUCUCUUUGUCCGUAACCCUAAGAGUCCGAAAUCUGGACUUCUUCUCUCUCGAUUACUCUUCUCUGGCCGUCGCUGUGGGGUACCGGGGACGAGAGCUAGGGUUCGUGACGUCCCAGGGUGGGCGUAUUAGGGCCCGAGGGUCGUCGUAUGUGGACGCUGAUAUGGUACUUGAUGGAUUUGAAGUGAUUCACGAUGCGAUCUAUUUGGUCGAGGACUGGGCUAGGGGUUCGAUUCCUUUCGAUACGGAAUCGGUUGUGAAAGGCACUGUUGGGGUCUUUUUCCUCGAGGUUCCUGUUCAGGCAAGAAUAUCAUGUCAAGUGUAUGUAAAUACAAAAAACCAGACGAUUACCCAUCAAGAUUGUGGCCCAGAUGAGGGGUGGUUGUAGAUAGAGGAGCCUGAAAUCCACAACAGGUGGAGAGUGCAAGAGAAAGCAGCAUGGGUUGUUGUCUCCCUUUGCAAACAUGACUGUACAGUAUGAAGAGCAUAAUUGAUACCACAUUAUUAAUCAAAGAUGAUAUGCCUACCUCAUUAAGAAAAGAACUUGCAUCUGUAUGAUCUCCUCUCAUCUUUACUGUUAAUACAUACUGUUUGUUUGGAUUGGACUAGAUUAACAUCUAAAUUUGCUAGAGUUUGCCCUA